Messenger RNA from Aspergillus clavatus NRRL 1, 1371 nucleotides. RefSeq lists its product as uncharacterized. The transcript is spliced from 5 exons. NCBI's taxonomy places the organism in Eukaryota, Fungi, Ascomycota, Eurotiomycetes, Eurotiales, Aspergillaceae. The record is from RefSeq and is a predicted model, not a curated record. The coding region runs from base 1 to 1371 and encodes 456 amino acids.
AUGGACCCUAUAGCGGCCACGCAGCUCGCGGCAGAUGUGGCGGGCAUCUUCCUCAAGAUCGUGAAAACGGUCAAAGAGGCCAUCGAAACCAUGAAGGGCGCCAGAGAAGCGCUCGUGGAGCUGCUCAGCCGCUGCGAAAGAGUGCGCCUUCAUCUCGAGCUUUUCCGGUCCCUCGCGCAUCGACUGUCGAAUCCAGAGGGGAAAUCCGUCUCCCUGUCCUUCAACGACAGCGCCUACCGACAGACUGCCGGUGAGAUUCUGGGGCUUAUCCACAAGGUCGCGGAUGCGUCCAAGCACUCUGACCUCUGGAUGAAGUUCAACUGGUUGUUCUACAAGGCGGAUGUGACUGCUUUGAUUGUGAAGCUUGAUGCGCGCGAGAAGGACCUCAAUCUUGUCUUGACUUUUAUUGCAGCGCAGUCUAGUGUAGUCACAGAGCAGGAGAUCAUUGCCAUGAAAGGCGAUGCUCAAGAAUCAGCGCAGAUCACCGAAGCGUUUGGUGAUGCUGGACCGAAGCAGGCUGGCAAAGUAGUAAUCGUGCGACGGAAACACAAGAAAAAGAGUCAUGGUUCGAAAAGCGGAUCAGAUGGUCCUAAAGAGCAAAAAGAAUCUGACUCUAUGCCGAGCCAACCUUCGAGCUCGAGGGAGCCGGCGCUGUGGUUAGGAAACGUCUUCAAGACCGGGUUGGAUUCGUCGUAUCUCAAAGAGAGAAAGCGAGUGUCUGAUGCUGCUUACUGGGGGGACUGGAACAAGUUAUUAUCUGCACUCGACAUUGGAUGGCGUCGCUUCGGCGAGUCCUGGUGCAAUGCACUUUACCUUGACAACAAGCCGGAAGCCGACAUCCAUCAACUGUCAUUAUGGACGCCUCUGCACCAGGCAGCCUAUAUGCAUGCUCCGAAGAAGGUCGUAGAGCAGCUGGUCAGAUAUGGAGCAUUCAGGACACUUCCUACAGGGAAGACUCGAAGCGAGUUCCGCUAUCAUGAUCUAACAGCGGUUGAGAUUGCCCACGAGCUCGGGUAUUCAGAGCUCUGGGACAUCCUCACGCCUGUGAUCCAUCACUUCCUUCCCGCGAAGGUCCUGAUAGAGCUGGAAAUACAGUUUCACCAACUGAUCCAUGCCGAACUGGCGGAUCCUUCUAUUUCAAAGAACCUGCGACUCCCGCAACUGGUGGUGCUAACGGAGCUGGAGAACCCGGAGAUGUGGUUCCCGGUCUACCCUCAGAGCGAGCAUGGAAAGGGAUUCCUGUUUCGCCUUGACGGGCGCGAACUUGUGGUUCUGAGUGUUGGGAGGAGCGCACCAGCAUCCAAGCAACUUUUCCGGGUGAUGACUACAGGCUGGACUGCAAUACAGGAUGCUGUUGUGUUUCGACGGUAG